GGCUUCUGUAAACAACAAGAAGGGAUAUAAUUGCUUGGCAGCAGGGACUUCCAAAGAUGAUGAUACAAGAAGAUCCGAACAGGUCAUCCACGUUGAAAAGGAGGAAGAGUCACCUCUUUGGGGCCGAAAAAGGCUAACCAAGUAUUGUGAAGAGGUAAAACAAUCAAAGAAAAUGGUGAAAAAUCCUUCUGAGGGAAAACUUGAGCCUCAGAAAGAAGAUAUUAGAUUUCGUUCUUUCCUUGCAUUUUGGAUCCUCGGACUGUGCAAUAAUUAUGGUUAUGUUGUGAUGUUAACAGCAGCCCAUGAUAUACUUAGUCAUGGUGAUGAUGUCAAACCUAUGAAUAAUGCACGUCAGUGUAAUACAUUAUCUACAGGUGCUAUCCUUCUAGCUGAUAUAAUACCUUCACUUGUGAUAAAGCUGAUAGCUCCUUUCUUUCCUCUUGCUAUUCAUUUCAGAAUGAUUAUGGUUUUAUUGUUGUCUUCGGCUGGCUUUAUUUUGGUUGCAGAAGCAACUAAUGAAUGGAUUGCUAUAGCUGGUGUUGUAUGCACAGCACUUGCAUCAGGACUUGGAGAAGUUACUCUCUUAUCUUAUAUUGCAUUCUAUAAAAAUAAGAAUGUAAUUUCUGCUUGGUCUUCCGGAACUGGAGGAGCAGGAUUUUUUGGUUCUUUUACUUAUACUGGAUUAAAUAAUUUUAUGUCUAGAAGUGCAACUCUAUAUUCACUAUUAGCUGUACCUGCUGUAAUGGGAGUGAGUUUUUGGGCUCUGCUUGAAAAACCAAAUAAAAAAUUACAGAAUGAUGUUGUAGAAGAAACUAGCUCAAAACCCAAUCUUUCUCAGAAUGAUGAUAUUAAUAAUUACAAUGACAUUGCACCUUUAACUGCAAGCACAGAAACUUUUUUUCAAAAAUUGAAAACGUCACCCUCGCUAUUAAAGUAUAUGGUUCCACUGUGUUUGGUAUAUUUAUUUGAAUACCUCAUCAACCAAGGUUUGGCUGAACUGGUUCAGUUUGACAUAGAUUGGUUGAGUUAUAAAGAACAGUACAAAUGGUACCAAGUUGCUUAUCAGAUUGGAGUAUUUGCAUCUCGCUCAUCUAUCAACAUAGUCAAGAUUAAUAAAACAUGGGUUUUAGCUUUCCUUCAGGGAAUAAAUCUGAUUUUAUUUGCAACUCAAGCUGUUUAUGCAUAUUUGCCAUAUUUUGUUAUUACUUUGUUGCUGGUUUUUUGGGAAGGACUAUUGGGAGGUGCUGCUUAUGUUAACACAUAUAACAGAAUUUCAAAUGAGGUUCCUAUUGAAAAGCAAGAGUUUUCCAUGGCGUUCACUUCCCUCUCCGAUGCUAUAGGAAUAACAUUGUCUGGUUUUAUUGCCAUACCAGUUCAUAAUUUUAUCUGUCAAUUACCAAAGUAUUAAUGUUUAGAUAUUAGCCUUUGAAGCCUCAACUUUCAUUUUGAAAAGUCAGUGCCUAAUUGUUUUAUGAGUUACUAUUAAAUCUGACUAGAUGUACUGAACUAAUAGUAAUAUUAAGUUAUUAUUUUUUAUUUAUUCAUGUGUAAGUAAUAACUUACACAUUUUUUUAUCUGACAUUUGUUUAUUCAAAAUAAACAUUGUGAGAUUCGUAUAUGUAUAAGUAAUUAUAAAUACCUGGCUGUCUAAAAUGGUUGAUAGUUUCCAC
This is a messenger RNA of Nezara viridula (southern green stink bug), 1670 nucleotides long. The record is from the annotation of a GenBank genome assembly. NCBI's taxonomy places the organism in Eukaryota, Metazoa, Arthropoda, Insecta, Hemiptera, Pentatomidae.